GCUCUCUGGCGCGGUGCAUUGUGGACUGGGUUGUUUGGCCCUGUUGGCUCACAUUCAGCAAAAUGGCGACGUCCCUAGGAUCCAACACCUACAAUAGACAGAACUGGGAAGACGCGGAUUUUCCAAUUCUGUGUCAGACAUGUUUAGGAGAAAAUCCUUACAUCCGUAUGACCAAGGAGAAGUAUGGGAAAGAAUGCAAGAUCUGUGCUCGGCCCUUUACUGUAUUCCGGUGGUGUCCAGGAACACGGAUGCGUUUCAAGAAGACAGAGGUCUGUCAGACCUGCAGUAAAAUGAAAAAUGUUUGUCAGACAUGUCUACUGGACCUGGAGUAUGGUUUGCCUAUCCAGGUCCGAGACACUGGGCUUGCUAUCAAAGAUGAGGUUCCUAAGUCAGAUGUGAACAAAGAGUACUACACACAGAAUAUGGAGAGAGAGAUAGCUAAUUCUGAUGGCUCACGGCCGGUGGGCCAGCUAGGAAAGGCCACCAGCUCUAGUGAUAUGUUGCUGAAACUGGCACGUACAACACCAUAUUACAAGAGGAAUCGGCCGCACAUCUGCUCCUUCUGGGUGAAGGGAGAGUGUAAGAGAGGAGAGGAAUGUCCCUACAGGCACGAGAAGCCCACAGAUCCUGAUGACCCCCUGGCUGACCAGAACAUAAAGGACCGUUACUAUGGCAUCAAUGAUCCAGUGGCUGACAAGCUGCUGAAGCGAGCUUCAACUAUGCCCCGACUGGACCCACCAGAGGACAAGACCAUCACCACCCUCUACAUAGGGGGUUUGGGAGAUACUGUCACGGAUGGAGAUCUCAAGAGUCACUUUUACCAGUUUGGUGAGAUUCGCACCAUUACCAUAGUCCAGAGGCAGCAGUGUGCCUUCAUCCAGUUUGCCACACGGCAGUCAGCUGAAAUGGCUGCUGAGAAGUCCUUCAAUAAACUGAUCAUUAAUGGAAGGAGGCUCACUGUCAAGUGGGGAAGGUCUCAGGCAGCAAGAGGAAAGGAGGGCGUCAAAGAUGGUGUCAGUGAGAUGGGUACCAGACUUGAUCCUGUACCUGGACUGCCUGGAGCUCUUCCUCCACCACCAGCUUUAGAUGAAGAGGCUCCUGCAAACUACUUUAACCUGGAUCCUAGCACCUCUCCUGCUGUCAUGAACAUCGCUCUGCCCCCGCCCCCAGGCAUUAACCCACCUCCACCAGGUUUCGGCCCUCCAAUGUUUCACCCCAUGGGUCCCAUGGCUCCACCUAUGCCCCCUCCAAUGAGCAUGAGACCUCCUGGUCAAAUCCACUACCCCUCCCAGGAUCCCCAGCGCAUGGGUGCCCAUGCUGCACAUGGCUCACGCCAUGGUGAUUAGCUGCUAUAGGGAAAUAAUACUGUGAUUUGGUGUCAUUCUUUUCCUCAAGUCAGACCUGGUCAGGUGCUUUCACUUCAGAUGCUGUCAGUGGGCCUGAAACCUGCAGACUACUUCUGGGAGAAAUAACACUGCAUAGAAAAAAAGACAGUUAUUGCUUAGACGAUAAGAUUUGAUUUAUUAUUCCACCUGCAGUGCAAAUGAAUGAACUGAAGGAGCGCCAUCUGUGUCUGGAGAGACAACAACCAGGAUCUCACCAGAUGACUUUGUCACUACUCGCAGUUAAAAAGUACCAGAACAGCAUCUAAACAGUGGAACUUAACAAAGUAGAAGACUUCAGACACAAAGAGUACUGACCAGGAUCAGGGUCAUUUGGUUUUAAAGGGCUCCUGUGGUCAGAGCCAUUGUACAUAUAAAAAUGUAUACUUUACGUUCAACCUGUAUUUGUAACAUCGUGCAAAGUAUCACAUGGAGUUGAAUUCUGAGCAGCAUUUUUAAACCUAUUAAUUUUGACUUUUUUUUUUUUUUAAUUUGCCACAAUCUUAAAAUUCCACAACAUAAAGACUUAGUUAUUGUAAGGUUUCUUUGUAUGUUGUUUUCACUUGUCAUUAAAAUGACUAAAUUUUGUCAUUGAU
Messenger RNA from Lates calcarifer (barramundi perch), 1978 nucleotides. It is a transcript of the gene rbm22, whose product is annotated as RNA binding motif protein 22. Gene Ontology annotation, molecular function: U6 snRNA binding; metal ion binding; pre-mRNA binding. The record is from RefSeq and is a predicted model, not a curated record. Gene Ontology annotation, cellular component: U2-type catalytic step 1 spliceosome; U2-type catalytic step 2 spliceosome; Prp19 complex. NCBI's taxonomy places the organism in Eukaryota, Metazoa, Chordata, Actinopteri, Centropomidae. Bases 63 to 1346 code for a protein of 427 amino acids. The transcript has 11 exons.